This is a messenger RNA of Phaedon cochleariae (mustard beetle), 2248 nucleotides long. NCBI's taxonomy places the organism in Eukaryota, Metazoa, Arthropoda, Insecta, Coleoptera, Chrysomelidae. The record is from the annotation of a GenBank genome assembly.
AAUUUUCAAUGUUUUACCUCCAACUCCAUUGAGUGAAUUGAGUCCAUGGGUCGGUGCUUAUUCUAAUAAACUUCUACUUGUGAAAGGAAAAGUAUCUGAAUCUUUGAAUUGACUAGUUUGCAUGUAUUGAGAAAUACAUAAUGGAUGAUAUUGUAAUAGAAUUUGAGAAUUUGAAAUUAUCGGCAUUUCAAAAACUGCAGCAAUUUGAUCCAAGUAGCAUAAACAAUGUAACCAUAGGCCCUAACGCUGAUACAUCAAGGAUUAAAGUUGAUAGAAGAAGCCCUAGUAAAAGAAGUAAAAAUGAUAAUGAUAAAAUCUCCACCAAACAGGAUUCACCAGAUUCAAACAAGAGAAUAGAAGAUUUGGUAAAUAACUUAGAGGUGAGAAAGAGUGUUCAUCAUGAUCAUAUUGAAACACUGGAAGAAUUCAGUAGAAAACAAGAAUUAAACAAGCAGAACCAAUGGUUGAGCAAUCAGGUUUUAUCAGAGUCAAACAAUAGAAUAGAAAAUAUGGUAAAUAACUUAGAAAUGCAUAGAUUACAGGAGGUGCAAAAAAGUGUGCAUAAGCACAUUAAAACAAUGGAAGACUUCAGUAGAAAACAAGAACUAAACAAGCAGAAGCAAUGGUUGAGCAUUCAGAAGAACUUUGUAGAUGACAUGCAACAAAAAGAGAUCAAAAUAUUCAAAGCAUUACAUGAGUUUGACAAAAAUAGUUCAAAUGAUCAAGCCAAACUUGCACAGUAUUACCAAAAUAUAGAGUUGCAUAGGCAAAAGCAAGAACAAAAACUGAAAAUGAAAGAAAAACAGACACAAAUCAUACAUGGAUAUUUAGACCAGAUACAGAAGUAUCAAGAAGAGUUCAACAAGUGUUAUCAACAAAUAUUGCCUGUGAUAAAAAAAUGUUCUAAAAAUGAUGAACUUAGAUCUUUAAUUGGAGAUGAUUCAAAGUUGUUCAAAUCAUUACCUGAAAGCUUUGAUGAGUUAUUAGCUCAAUGUAAGACUGGUAAAAUAAAUGAGGAAGAUAUAAAUAAAGCAGCACACCUAUUGACACAACUGACUGCCUUCAAAACUAGGAUAGAAAGUAAAGUUGAUGAAAUAAAUACAUCCAUUGAACAACAAAAUAAUUCUAAUGUUCCUACUAAAACUGAACCUCCACCUGUUGUGAAUGUUCCUGCCAUGAGUCAAAAUGUAAAUAUUAUGAAUGUACCUAAACCUCCACAGCCCCAAAAAGUAAUUUCAAGUUUGAGUCAAUAUGUUAGCUCAGAAAAUUUGAGAAUGUAUGCAGACAUUUUACAGUUUCAUGAUACUCAUACUGCUAGUUUUAAAUCUCUAGAAAGUGAUGCCAGUCUUAAACAAUUCAGGUUUGAUUGUAAGAAGGCUAUCAAUAUACCUGUGAAUUCCUUGUCUGGUGUGAACUCUGAACAUAUUUUGGACAAAUACAAUCGUUUACACAACCUUCUCAGAGGUAAAGAUGUUUUAGUGAGUGACAAAAGAAUAAAUGCCAGCAAACACCCUCAAGGUAUUGCAUUUUGUAUAGACCUGUUAGCAAAGAAGUUUGUUUUGCAAGGUGAUCUCAUAGUGUCCAGCAAUCCUGAGUCAGCAUUCUGUUAUGCAACAGUGAUAAUAUCCUUAUGGAAUGAUUUUCCCACUUUUGGAAAGCUUUUGUUGGCUUAUUUCUACAAGUCCUGUCCCUUUUUGGUUCCACAGUACAUUCCUCAGCAGGAGCAUGAGACUGAUGAGGACUUUUACUUGAGACAAGGCUAUCAGUAUAAUGAAGGACAAAUUGAGAAACAAGAUAAGUUCUUGAAAAGAAUGACAGGUAUUAUGAGAUUGUAUGCAGCAAUUCUUAUAGUGAAACCUAAAAGAACUCAGUCAGGAUCACCUCAUAAUAUACAACAUGGAUGGAGAUGGAUGUCAUCUCUUCUGAAAUUAGAACCCCAAGUGGACAUAACUGCAACUGUUUUGCAUGCAUUUUUGGAAAUGGCUGGUUUUGAAAUGGAUGCCAGGUAUGGUAGGAUUUUCCAGAAGUUGAUAACUAUUAUCAUAAACAGUUAUCUUCCUGGCCUGAGAGAAAAAUGUACUGGAGGAGCUGUUACUAGGCUAGAACUUUUAUUGAAAGAUUAUUUCCAGAACAGGAGAUUUCAAACACCCACUGGAUAUCUGGAGUAUAGUUAUUGGUAAAAAUAUUAGUGAUUGUAAGUAAUUCGUCAUUUUGUCUCAUAUGCCCUAUUUAUUGAUAUUUUGAUUUC